Durio zibethinus is the source of this 2304-nucleotide messenger RNA. RefSeq names its product pyruvate kinase 1, cytosolic-like. Gene Ontology annotation, biological process: glycolytic process. Gene Ontology annotation, molecular function: potassium ion binding; pyruvate kinase activity; magnesium ion binding. The record is from RefSeq and is a predicted model, not a curated record. NCBI's taxonomy places the organism in Eukaryota, Viridiplantae, Streptophyta, Magnoliopsida, Malvales, Malvaceae.
GAUCCAACUGUCCACUUUUGGUCGUGUUCCAGAACGUCUGCAAGUCAUCCCUGUUCCUUGCGAAAAUCGGUAUGCCCUACUCGCCCAAAAGCACGUGCCUGUAUUCUCUACGAAAGUCCUUCCCACCUUCCCCGGUCUCCAAAUGCCACUUCUCACUCCAUCCACCCAAUCAAAACCAUUCGUUUCAACACGCGCUACGUGUUCGAUUGGCAACGUGACAUCGAGCUAUCUCCUUCGCCAAGAAACUGUACGAUAAUAUCACGUGUAAUAAGAAAAUGAAGGAAAUAAAAAUCGCCGAAGGAAAAAGCCAUCUGAUUUUGGUGAAACCAGGUUUACUGUGCUCCGGUCAAUAGAAAGGAUAAGUAAUCAGAAGAAAAGUAUAUUCUUUUUAUUCUAAGGUUUUUACAAAGGCAAAAUUGUUUUUCUUCGUUUUUUAACGCCAGGGUUCUUGAUCAAAAGAUUCUCUAUCAAGAAAAAAAGAAGGGCAAUCGAUUUUUUGUUUUUGUUUUAAUCGGCAAAAAAAAUGCAAUCCAGUCAUCUGCUUCUGGAAGAGCCAAUCAGGAUGGCUUCAAUCCUGGAGCCAUCGAAGGCUAGUUUUUUUCCAGCAAUGACAAAGAUAGUGGGAACUUUAGGUCCGAAGUCUCGAUCCGUGGAGGUUAUUUCUGGUUGCCUUAAAGCUGGAAUGUCCGUGGCUAGGUUCGAUUUCUCGUGGCGUGACCCGGAGUAUCAUCAAGAAACCUUAGAAAAUUUGAAGACAGCCGUUAAGACUACUAAGAAGCUUUGUGCGGUUAUGUUGGAUACAGUGGGUCCGGAGUUGCAGGUUGUUAAUAAAAUCGAAAAAGCCAUCUCUCUACAGGAAAAUGGUACCGUUAUCUUGACACCAGACGAAGGACAAGAGGCCUCUUCAGAAUUAUUGCCCAUCAAUUUUGAUGGAUUAUCAAAGGCAGUGAAGAAGGGAGACACUAUUUUUAUUGGUCAGUACCUGUUUACUGGGAGUGAAACCACAUCCGUAUGGCUGGAGGUUAGUGAGAUACAAGGAAAUGAUGUGGUUUGUGUGAUAAAGAACUCUGCAACAUUGACUGGGUCAUUGUUCACGUUGCAUGCCUCUCAAAUUCGUAUUGAGUUGCCUACCCUCUCUGAUAGAGACAAGGAGGUUAUAAGUUCUUGGGGAGUUAAAAACAAAAUCGACUUCCUCUCACUAUCAUACACUCGACAUGCGGAAGAUGUUCGCCAUGCUCGUGAGUUCCUUUCAAAGUUGGGUGACCUCUCUCAGACACAAAUUUUUGCUAAGAUUGAGAACAUAGAGGGAUUAAACCAUUUUGAUGAGAUCCUCCAGGAAGCAGAUGGUAUCAUUCUUUCCCGUGGAAAUUUGGGCAUUGAUCUCCCUCCUGAGAAGGUGUUCUUAUUUCAAAAGGCUGCUCUGUACAAGUGUAACAUGGCUGGAAAGCCUGCGGUGGUCACUCGUGUUGUGGACAGUAUGACUGACAACUUGAGGCCAACUCGUGCUGAGGCAACUGAUGUUGCCAAUGCUGUUCUUGAUGGAAGUGAUGCUAUUCUUCUUGGUGCUGAGACCCUGCGUGGAUUAUACCCUGUUGAAACCAUUUCUAUUGUUGGCAAAAUUUGUGCAGAGGCAGAGAAGGUAUUCAACCAGGAUCUAUAUUUCAAGAAGACUGUCAAAUAUGUUGGAGAGCCAAUGACCCACUUGGAAUCCAUUGCUUCCUCUGCGGUACGAGCAGCAAUUAAGGUGAAGGCAUCAGUUAUUAUAUGCUUCACAUCCUCAGGGAGAGCUGCCAGAUUGAUUGCAAAGUACAGGCCAACAAUGCCAGUUCUCUCAGUUGUUAUCCCCCGGCUUAAGACAAAUCAAUUGAAGUGGAGCUUUAGUGGGGCCUUUGAGGCUAGACAAUCUCUCAUUGUCAGAGGUCUUUUCCCUAUGCUUGCUGAUCCCCGACAUCCUGCAGAGUCUACAAAUGCAACAAAUGAGUCAGUUUUGAAGGUUGCACUUGACCAUGGGAAGGCUUCAGGAGUUGUAAAGUCACAAGAUCGAGUUGUCGUUUGCCAGAAGGUAGGGGAUGCUUCUGUCGUGAAGAUUAUCGAGCUGGAAGAUUAAACUAAAUCAUUUUUGUCACUCUCUCCUGUGGGAUUUUUGCGUUCUGAUUUUUUAAUGCGGUGAAUGACUUUAUUGGUGGCACCUGCGAGGCCUUGUUCUCCAGGUUUUGGUGAACGCAUGGAUUUGAAAUGUAUUAAGAAUAUACACGCUUUUAACAAUCUUUUUCCAGCUUAUCCGAAAUGAAUGCAUGGAAAAUA